AGAGAGAAGAGGGUUUGAUUCCAGAGAGGGAGAGGGAGAGGGAGAGGGAUCUGUAUUCUAGACCUCUGUUUAUCUACCGAGAAACUCAGGAAAAGAAAAGGUAAUAGAAGAAAAAGGCAAAAGAGGAUUGGAUUAGAAGAAGAUGCAAGCCGUAGUGGUGAAUACGCCCUUAUACUGUAACAGGGCCCAGCCAGCCCUAGAGCCUCCCACAUCUUCUCGCCCCUCCAAGAGCUCCAGCUUGUUUGGCACGCAUCUUUCUAUCGCGAGGGGACAUGAUUCGGUAUGGCGAGAUUCAUACCGUUCCGUUCCAAUUCGUUUCCAAUCCCGCUCACGCAGUCCAGUUGUGAAGGCUGUUGCUACUCCGAAUUCAGUUGUGGAAUUGCCACUAACUGCAGAAAAUGUUGAAAGUGUAUUGGAUGAAAUCCGACCUUAUCUAAUUGCAGAUGGGGGAAAUGUGGCAUUGCAUGAGAUUGAUGGCAACGUUGUACGAUUGAAGCUACAGGGAGCAUGUGGCUCCUGUCCGAGUUCCGUUAUGACAAUGAAAAUGGGCAUUGAGCAUCGCUUGAUGGAAAAGAUCCCUGAAAUAGUGGCAGUGGAACCGAUAGCUGAUGAAGAAACUGGUCUUGAGAUGAAUGAGGAAAAUAUAGAGACGGUACUCGAAGAAAUAAGGCCCUAUCUAGUUGGGGUAGCAGGUGGAUCACUUGAACUCGUGGCAAUUGAGGAGCCAAUAGUCAAAGUUCGAAUAACAGGACCAGCUGCAGGAGUGAUGACUGUUCGCGUGGCUGUAACACAGAAACUGCGAGAGAAGAUCCCAUCCAUUGCGGCAGUUCAACUUCUGUAAAAUCCUAGGCUGAAAACACACAAAUUUUGUUGUAUUCCUUCGAUUUUGUCACAAUUUGCAAACGAACCGUGUCAAUAAAACUCCGUAAAGCCUUUGGUAGUUUUAUAGAACAUGUACAGUUUGGUA
Messenger RNA from Juglans microcarpa x Juglans regia, 967 nucleotides. Its product is annotated as nifU-like protein 2, chloroplastic. Bases 143 to 841 code for a protein of 232 amino acids. The transcript is spliced from 4 exons. Gene Ontology annotation, molecular function: iron-sulfur cluster binding; iron ion binding. Gene Ontology annotation, cellular component: chloroplast stroma; mitochondrion. Lineage: Eukaryota; Viridiplantae; Streptophyta; Magnoliopsida; Fagales; Juglandaceae. The record is from RefSeq and is a predicted model, not a curated record. Gene Ontology annotation, biological process: iron-sulfur cluster assembly.